This is a messenger RNA of Tupaia belangeri chinensis (Chinese tree shrew), 939 nucleotides long. RefSeq names its product olfactory receptor 51B5. Lineage: Eukaryota; Metazoa; Chordata; Mammalia; Scandentia; Tupaiidae. The record is from RefSeq and is a predicted model, not a curated record. Gene Ontology annotation, molecular function: G protein-coupled receptor activity; olfactory receptor activity. The transcript has a single exon. Gene Ontology annotation, biological process: G protein-coupled receptor signaling pathway. Gene Ontology annotation, cellular component: plasma membrane. The coding region runs from base 1 to 939 and encodes 312 amino acids.
AUGUGGCCCAACAGCAGCUCCAGUUCCUUCCUGUUGACUGGUUUUCCAGGCUUGGAGGCAGCUCACCACUGGAUUUCCACACCUUUCUUUUUUGUUUACAUCUCUGUCAUUUUUGGUAAUGGCACCCUCCUCCUUCUCAUUAAGGAAGAUCACAUUCUUCACACGCCCAUGUACUAUUUUCUGGCCAUGCUGGCAUUUACAGACUUGGGACUGACAUUGACCACAAUGCCCACAGUGCUGGGAGUCCUCUGGCUGGAUAAAAGAGAGAUUAGGCAUGCAGCCUGCUUUUCCCAAGCCUACUUCAUACACUCCCUUUCCUUUGUUGAGUCUGGGGUUUUACUUGCCAUGGCUUAUGAUCGUUUCAUUGCCAUUUGCAACCCUCUUAGAUAUACCUCUAUUCUCACCAAUGCUCGAGUGAUUAAGAUUGGGCUGGGUGUUCUGCUGAGAGGAUUUGUUUCUGUUGUCCCUCCCAUCAUGCCCCUCUACUUUUUCCCCUAUUGUCACUCUCUUGUCCUUUCCCAUGCAUUCUGUCUUCACCAGGAUGUCAUCAAAUUGGCCUGUGCUGAUAUCACCUUCAAUAGACUAUACCCAGUUGUUCUUGUAGUUCUUAUAUUUGUGCUGGAUUCUCUGAUUAUCCUCAUCUCCUAUGUAUUGAUAGUCAAGAGUGUCCUGAGCAUUGCCUCUAAAGAGGAGAGGGCCAAGGCCCUCAACACCUGUGUCUCCCAUAUCUGCUGUGUCCUGGUAUUUUAUGUCACAGUGAUUGGGCUGUCUUUGAUUCACAGGUUUGGAAAGAAGGUUCCACAUGUUGUUCACCUCAUCAUGAGCUAUGUCUAUUUUCUCUUUCCUCCAUUAAUGAAUCCUAUAAUUUAUAGUGUCAAGACCAAGCAGAUCCGAAGUGGUAUUCUUCGCCUUUUUACCACCCGUAAAGUUAGAACCUAA